Seriola aureovittata is the source of this 816-nucleotide messenger RNA. RefSeq names its product DNA polymerase delta 4, accessory subunit (gene pold4). The transcript is spliced from 5 exons. Gene Ontology annotation, biological process: DNA synthesis involved in DNA repair; DNA-templated DNA replication. Gene Ontology annotation, molecular function: DNA-directed DNA polymerase activity. NCBI's taxonomy places the organism in Eukaryota, Metazoa, Chordata, Actinopteri, Carangiformes, Carangidae. Gene Ontology annotation, cellular component: delta DNA polymerase complex. The record is from RefSeq and is a predicted model, not a curated record. Bases 168 to 494 code for a protein of 108 amino acids.
GCACAGGGUGAAAUGGUUUUGACUGCACCAGAAGAAGAAGAAAAAGAAGGAGAAGAAGAAGAGAGAGGAGGGGAAGGUUUCGUCAUUGUUUUGCUGGUUUUGCUGCAGAACAGCACGAAUUGAUCUGACAGAGCUCUGAUAGUGUGUUUAACAAGAUUAUAGUCAACAUGACAACCAAGCACCGACUGAUAACUGAUUCAUUCAAGGUGGUGAAGAAAGCAAAGAGGGCGGGGCGGCGAGAGAAGAGACCUACUUCUCCUCCGCCACAGAAAGAGGCUGAGACUGAGACGGUCAGAGAGGAGGAGCUGCAGAAGCUCAGACAGUUUGAUCUGGACUGGAGAUUUGGGCCCUGCACAGGUAUUACCAGGCUGCAGAGAUGGGAGAGAGCAAAGCUUCAUGGUCUGAACCCACCUGAGGAGAUCAGAUACCUGCUGCUGCAAACACACACUGGCCCCAACUAUAAGCUCAGCCUGUGGAGCGAAUAUCCUUUGUGAGGAAGUGAUCGUAAAGAGGGGAAAAGAACACCCCCCCAUCAAAAGUCAACUCAACUUUCAUUAUAUGUCGACAUUUUCAAUGAUGUAACAAUUCAAAUCCUUUGACCAUUUGAAACUCCAGAAAAAAAAAAAAUUAUAUAUAUAUAUAUAUAUAUAUAUAUAUAAAGGAGGGAGAAACCAAAGCAACAGAGAGGGGAUACCUCUCUCAGCAUGGAGACUGAAGAAUGACACAACAGAAACAUUUUUCUUUUCUCACAGUUGAACUUUGUUGUCUUCUACACACUAAGUUUUAUUAAUGUUUUUAAUAAAAAAAAAAAAAACA